AUAAGAUUGGUGUUUAUAUUCAGAACCUAAAGAGUGAUAUCGAAUCCGCGAAUAAACGUUUCGUUCGUAAGUGAGACAGGUUCAGUAGCAUCUUUCUUCGGAUACAUCAACUGUCAGGGUUGUGCGAUCAGUUAUUCUUCGCCAUCGCCGCCGCCGUCUUCGGUACCUACAUACCUAUACCUACCAUACACAACAGCAACAGACAACACAUCACAACCUUACCACCAUCAUUCCUCUUCUCGGUCUAGCAAACCUAACAUAUGCAUACACAUGUUGUCUUCUGGCUAUAUCGAUAUCUUCGCGAAUGUUAGGCAAUAAUAUUAUACAAAUCGAACUUCGAGAGUGAAAGUAUUUUAUCAUUUUUUUUCAUUUUAAAUUUUCGUAAUUUUGUGAUAAUAUUGCAUAGUUGUGCACUUUUUGGGUAAACUCGCCCAAUAUGUAUUCUUAUUCGAUUAAUGCCCAAAGAUCGAUAUUUUUUAUCGUUGUGUGCCUUUUUUCAUCGAUUAAUGCCGGUCUUGCGAAAUCACGUACCUACUUAUCGACGUGUAAACAAUCUGACCCACAGUUUAAUGAAUGCGUGAAAAAUGAAGCCUCAGCGGCGGGAGUAUACCUAGCCAAAGGUGUGCCCGAGCUGAAUAUACCCGCCAUCGAACCGUUGAUCAUUCCAAAAAUUAGUCUAGAACAAGGAACCCAAGCUAUUAAUUAUAAAGCAACGUUGACGAAUUUGAAAAUUCACGGUCUCAGCAGUUACAGGAUCGACGAUUUAUUUAUUAACAUGGAAACCAAGAAAUUGGAUGCCAAAAUCACUUUCCCAGUUCUAUACCUGGAAUCAGAUUACGAUAUCAAAGGCAGAGCGUUAGUUGUACCGAUUCAAGGAACUGGGCCAUUUACUGCUAAUUUGACUGACGUGAAAGCCGAUGCACAUAUGAAAGGUAAACUAUUCAAGAGGAAAGGUUUAGAAUACGUCGAAGUUAAAGACACAGCUGUCAAAUUAACGGUGAAAGGUGCAUUCGCGCAUUUCGGAAACUUAUUCAAUGGUGAUCCUACCCUAAGUCGUGCUACGAACGAGUUCCUAAAUCAGAAUUCUAAAGAUAUUAUCGACGAAGUCAUGCCUGCUAUCGAAGAAGUAACCAGUACGCUUUUAGAUGACAUAUGCAAUAAAGCUUUCAAAGCCACACCGUGGGAUAAACUGACGCCAAAAUGAUUUUGAAGUUGUAUAUAUUGAAAAUGCUGCACUCUGUGUGACGAGUGAAACGACUACACAUGAAAAAAAUCACACCGAUGUAUAAAAAAUAAGAACUUUAUAAGAAAAAAUUAUUCAUAGCUUAAAAUAAACGGAAAUAUCAGUUUAAUAAGCUCGUAUUAGGCAUUUAAAGUGGUGUGAAGUACUUGGAUUUUUUUAUUAUUUCCGAUGACAACUUACGUGAGCUUUUUUUUUCGUGUGCAAAAGAUUUAUUUUCAUACUUUAAAAUGCUAACCAUCUGUGAUAGAUAAAACUUACGGGAACGAAUUCCGGUUUAACGAAAGUUGAAAACAUGUUGUAAAUAUUGCAAAAUGUACGAGUAACUUAAUAUUUCAUUUAUAAUAAAUGUAUUUUUACGUUUAA
This is a messenger RNA of Planococcus citri (citrus mealybug), 1606 nucleotides long. Its product is annotated as protein takeout-like. The transcript is spliced from 6 exons. The coding region runs from base 437 to 1204 and encodes 255 amino acids. NCBI's taxonomy places the organism in Eukaryota, Metazoa, Arthropoda, Insecta, Hemiptera, Pseudococcidae. The record is from RefSeq and is a predicted model, not a curated record.